Messenger RNA from Tarenaya hassleriana, 3984 nucleotides. Its product is annotated as putative lysine-specific demethylase JMJ16. Gene Ontology annotation, cellular component: nucleus. Gene Ontology annotation, molecular function: histone H3K4me/H3K4me2/H3K4me3 demethylase activity. Bases 271 to 3786 code for a protein of 1171 amino acids. The transcript is spliced from 13 exons. Gene Ontology annotation, biological process: chromatin remodeling. The record is from RefSeq and is a predicted model, not a curated record. Lineage: Eukaryota; Viridiplantae; Streptophyta; Magnoliopsida; Brassicales; Cleomaceae.
CAUAGAGCAUUGCGGAGGAAAAUGCCUACUUGCUUUUGAAGCGUUAGCCAAAAGACCGAAAGCCGCAUGUCUCCACUCAUAAUAACUAUAUGUUACAAAAAAAAAAAAAUUAAUGCCCAUACGGACCGGUAAAUAUAAUUCCUAUUUUACCCUUAUCUUCUUCCUUCGUUCCGAAUUCUGAGCUUCAUCCAUGGUGGGACUGGUUGAUGGAGCUUCAGAUGUUUUGACCAAUCAAUUCCAGAAACCCUAGAUCAGGACAGAACACAAUUGAUGGGGACAGAGCUGAUGAGAGUGUGCGUCAAAGAAGAAACCGAUGAACUUCCGUCCGUUCCUCCUGGGUUUGAGUCAUAUUCAUCUUUGACCUUACAAAGGGUGGCACCGGGUGGAGAAAAGACAAAGAUUAACAAUGUAACAUGCGGCUUGCCCGCAGGAAAUGCUCUUGCAACAGAACGAGUUAAGACAGAAACCGGUUCUAACCUCUCCGAUACCUCGAAACCUGCAAGGCCUCCGAGGCGGAGACCUUGGAUAAACUAUGUUGGUUGUGAUGACGAUGAUGAUGCAAACAGCAAGCCCAUGUGUCAAAAGCUUGAUCAAAAUGUUAUUGCGAAGCCUUCUUUACCAAAGGGUGUCAUCCGGGGAUGUGCAGAGUGCCCUGAUUGCCAAAAGGUAAAUGCUAGAUGGCAUCCAGAUGAUGCUCGUAGGACAGAUCUUGAGGACGCUCCUGUAUUCUACCCAACCGAAGAGGAGUUUGAAGAUACUCUAAAUUAUAUCGCUAAAAUAAGGCCAACGGCCGAAAAGUAUGGAAUCUGCCGCAUUGUUCCUCCUCCAUCCUGGAAACCCCCAUGUCCGUUGAAAGAGAAGCAAGUAUGGGAGGGUUCUAAAUUUGCCACACGUGUACAAAGAGUAGAUAAGCUUCAGAAUCGGGAUUCAAUGAAGAAGGUUUCAAAGAACUUUAAUCAAAUGAGAAAGAAAAGAAGAAAAUGUAUGAAAACGGGCAUGGACGCUGUGGCUGAAAGUGGGAGCGGCUCCUGUUCCGAUACCACUGGAGUUUGUGAACUUGAGACAUUCGGGUUUGAGCCUGGUCCUCGGUUCACUCUAAAGGAAUUUCAGAAAUAUGCCGAUGAAUUCAAGGAUCAGUAUUUUAGAAAGAGUGAAAACCCUAUAGGUGGUGAAUGUAGUAAAGUUGUCAACUCUUCUGAGGGAUGGGAACCAUCGAUUAAGGACAUCGAAGGUGAAUAUUGGCGGAUUGUAGAGAAACCAACCGAAGAAAUAGAGGUGCUCUAUGGCGCUGAUAUUGAGACUGGGGUUUUCGGUAGCGGAUUCCCCAAGAUAUCGAGUCAGGAGGGCUCUUCUUUGGCCGGGAACUAUGUGAAAUCAGGCUGGAACUUGAAUAACUUUCCGAGGCUCCCAGGAUCUCUCCUUUCUUAUGAGAGCAGUGAUAUUUCUGGUGUUCUUGUACCGUGGUUGUAUAUCGGGAUGUGUUUUUCCUCCUUCUGUUGGCAUGUUGAAGAUCAUCAUUUGUACUCAUUGAAUUACAUGCACUGGGGUGCACCAAAAAUGUGGUACGGCGUUGGCGGUAAGGACGCUGUUAAACUCGAGGAGGCAAUGAGGAAGCAUUUGCCUGAUCUUUUCGAAGAACAGCCCGAUUUGCUUCAUAAGCUAGUCACACAACUCUCUCCAUCACUGCUGAAAGCUGCUGGAGUACCCGUGUACCGAUGUGUCCAGAGCGCUGGACAGUUUGUCUUGACUUUUCCGAGGGCAUAUCAUGCCGGGUUUAAUUGUGGUUUCAACUGUGCUGAAGCUGUGAAUGUAGCUCCAGUUGAUUGGCUGCCACACGGGCAAAUUGCCACAGAGUUGUAUUGCCAACAAGGGAGAAAAACAUCCAUUUCGCAUGAUAAAUUGUUACUCGGGGCAGCAAGAGAAGCCAUAAAAGCCCACUGGGAGCUUAACUUGCUGAAGAAAAACACUCCAGAUAACUUAAAAUGGAUAAAGUUUUGUGGGAAGGAUGGGAUUUUAGCAAAAGCCCUCAAGGCCCGUGUUGACAUGGAACGUUCAAGGAGGGAAUUCCUUUGCAAUUCCUCGCUUGCUCUGAAGAUGCACAGCAAUUUCGAUGCCACCAACGAGAGGGAGUGUUGUAUAUGCUUCUUCGAUCUGCAUCUGUCGGCUGCCGGUUGUCGUUGUUCCCCGGAGAAGUAUUCAUGCUUGACACACGUGAAGCAGUUGUGUUCUUGCCCAUGGGUUACCAAAUAUUUUCUCUUUCGGUACGAUAUUGAUGAACUAACUGUCCUUUUCGAGGCAUUGGAAGGAAAACUGAGCUCUGUGUAUAGAUGGGCACGUCAAGAUCUGGGAUUGGCCCUUGCACCCACAUCCGGAAACAAGAUGAGCUUUGAUAAAAUCUCUCCACGGGAUGAAGAAAAAGUGCCUAAGGACUUGACACCGGAAACAUAUGCAGUUUCAGGGAAGGAUUUGCAGGUAAAAGAAAUAUCGAGCGAAAAUCUAAGCAACCCAUCUGGGAAUUCUGGUGUGAUCAACUUGGAAAAGAAGAGUAAACCUUCAGAAGUUGGUUUAAGCGUCAAACAAGAACCUGUUUGUCAUUUUUCUGAGCUAAAGACUUCGAUAAGCCAACCGUCCCAUGGAGAAAUGCCGGUUACAACUACUGAACCCAAUGCUGGUGAAGAGCCUUGUCAGAGUUUAGAUAACGGUAUCAUACUUCUCAGCGACGAUGAAAUUAAUGAAACUAGGAAACCCUUUUCCGAGGGGGCAGGUGAGAAUCCUUCUGCGAAUAAUUUGGAACUCAGGCAGAAUGAUAAAAUGAGCCAGCAGGGACUGGACAAAGAUUUAGCUAGAGAAGCGUCUGGGAGUAUUGCUACCUCAACUGGCCAAAGGGAAACAGAUUCUGUUCUUGAUGUCCGGAGGAAUAUUGGCAAUCAUGGUUGUGGAAACCGUAAUAGCAAUGAUCGAGUAAAAAACACCGGAGUUUUGGCUAUUUCAGAUGCAGUGGAUGGGGCAAGAAGUAAUACAUGCCUUCCAUGUUCUCGAAAUAACAGUCCCGACAGGUUCAUCCGCCAAAAGGGUCCCCGUAUAGCAAAGGUCGUGAGGAGAAUCAAUUGCAACGUCGAGCCUUUAGCCUUCGGGUCAGUGCUUCCUGGAAAAUCAUGGUGCAGCAGUCGAACGAUUUUUCCCAAAGGGUUUCGUAGUCGGGUUAAGUAUAUAAACAUUUUGGAUCCAACGAAAAUGUGCUGGUAUAUUUCUGAAAUCCUCGAUGCGGGACGGGGAACUCCUCUGUUCAUGGUUCAGUUGGAAGAUCAUCCUAGCGAGGUGUUCAUCAAUGUAUCAGCUGCAAGAUGUUGGGAAAUGGUGAGAGAGAGAGUGAAUCAGGAGAUAACGAAGCAGCAUAAAGCCGGAAAAUCGGAUCUUCCUCCUUUACAGCCUCCCGGGAGUCUCGACGGUUUCGAAAUGUUUGGAUUCUCUUCACCCACGAUGGUACAGGCUAUAGAAGCACUAGACAGGAACCGGGUGUGUACCGAGUACUGGGAUUCCCGGCCGUAUUCCAGGCCGCAAGUUCAGUUUCCGGCAAACCCAAAUCCCGGAGACAUUAACUCCGGUGGCAGAACAACGGCCGAUGUGAGAAAUGCCCGAAGUGCCCCUGGAACGGACUCUGUACUCAGAGGCCUGUUCAGGAAGGCUAAUUCCGAGGAGCUAACGUUGCUUCAACAGGCUUUGAGCGAAGCUAGCUCGGGUUUGGUGACCCGACUUGUCGACGAAGAGAUACGAAACCGCCAAUGAUGAAUUUUUUUUCGGUUCGUCAUUUUUUUUUUUGCGACCCACUCAAUGUACAGGCCGAGCUUUCUUCCCUCGCUCGAGCUUUUCAACAUACGUCUCGUCCUCCGGCAUUUGUUCUACUCGUCGAUUCUUUUGGGAAGUAGAGAUAGGAAACAACAGGAAGAUUGAAAAAAAAAGGAAUGAAAACUUUCUUUGAUUCGA